UAUUCCUGAGAGAACCGAUGAAGAAACGGAGUGACUUCUAAUAUGUUUUCCUUUUUAAUGCCCUCAUUAAGUUGCCGAUUUUAAAAUUACUUUCUCCAUAUUUGUAGAAAAGAUGUUGGAAAAUGUAGGUAGCCUGUAAAGCCACCCAUUCUCCACAGUCCUUUCCUCAAAAUAAGAUCCUGUCAUUGCAGACUGACGUACCCCAUGGACAUUUGCUCACUUACAGUAUGCCUAGUGCGUGUUAUGUCACCACUACUCUCCAGCAUAACACCCAGCUUAUACCGUUGUUUCUCUAGCUUGCCAGUAUCCUGUUCCCAAGUACAUCGCCCUAACCCUGACUUAAUGACAGCACCUCCUAUCUGCAGUGUGCCUUUGCCCAGACACUAGCACACCUGUGACAUGAAUGCUUGUAGCACCUCACACUCACACUCAGCUGGGCUCCAUCACCUCAGGUGGGAAGGGAUUCGGGGAAACUUCAUAGCUGUUGGAACAGGGAUGCUGAGGUGAUACAAAUGGUGCUGUCACUGGGACAGAGUCCACCCCUUGCUGAGGCAGCCUGUCCAUCUGUCCUGCUGCUUGCUUCCCACUUCUUCAUCCUCUUCCCAGUUCCAGAAGCUGCUCUAACCUAAUAACCCUGCUCUGAACCUCUGCCUGGAGGUGAUGGAAUUCACCUUCAUUGAUAACUGUCUUGUCACGAAGGACUGACAGUUAAGUCGCUUUUUCCCCCUUCUUGGUUCUUUCUUAUUAUUUGUUCUAUUUUUAUUUUACCACUCAUAUGUUUUCUUUUAGGCAUUUAUUGAAGACAUACAUUUGCUUGGCAAAGCUGAAAAGGGCUAUUCCCUCCCAAGAGAAACAGUCAUACAGACAUUUGGCUAUGCAGUGGGGUAGAUUCUUUAUUAUAGUACCUCAGCCACAGCUGCCUUCUGAAGGUAGAGAAGGAAAACUGGACUAAAAGCUAUGCCUUGCUCACUCUUUGAAGUCAUGACUAAGGCUCCUGUCCUGAGACUUUUCUCUCCGGAUAGCCUGGGGAUAGUCACUGAUUUCCUCCCCGAAAGGGCUGACUGACAGGUGCCUGCUAGUUGCCCUUUGUAGCUUCUGGGAAUGAACUGCUUUUCUUUCUUUUUUUUUUUUUUUUUUAAAGAUUUAUGUAAGUACACUGUAGCUGUCUUCAGACACUCCAGAAGAGGGAGUCAGAUCUCAUUACGGAUGGUUUUGAGCCACCAUGUGGUUGCUGGGAUUUGAACUCCAGACCUUUGGAAGAGCAGUCAGGUGCUCUUACUCACUGAGCCAUCUCACCAGCCCUGAACUGCUUUUCUUGAGUCCCUGCAUUACCAUCUGCCACGUAGCCCUUCUCAAGCUGCCCCUCUUCUCUGAAACACUGAUGGUCUUCCUUCAGUUUUAAAUGGAAUCUUACCUCUGCACACCAGUGCAAACACAGCUCUUACCCCCAAGUGAAAAGUGCCAAACAAGAGUUACUGUGACCUCCCAGUGUGGAUUCAGGUUGCCUAAUAGCUUGUAGGAGCAGUUAUAACAAACUUUUGUAGUCACAGAACAAAAGAAAGCCUUCUAUCAAGGCAUUCCCAAAUGCAUGGGCAGAAGCAUCAGAUAGACAGAUGCUUAGAGAGGAUCUUAGAGCAGAGCUGGGUGGUGGGAAUGUGAUGAGGACGGGGGCAGGUGGGCCGCUCUGCUGUGGGCUCAGUACCCUAGCUGGUGAAGUUCUGAGCUGUCAGAUGAUGAAAGCUAGUGGUCUGUCAAAUUAGUCCAUUGAGAGGUGUUCCCCAGUGGUUAAAAGGAUAGAAGACCAGACACAGAAAUGAGGAAUAUUCUGAGCUCACUUGGCCCUGGACCUGCAAAAUUCCAGUUUCCUACAACAACAAGGUUGUAAGGAGUCAUCAGCCUUUGUUGACCCUUUAGUGUGAUGUUUCUCAGAGAGCUUGAGUUCACAGCUCCCAUUCUUGCACAUUAACAGAUCUGGACGGACAUGGGAGAGGCUGAAGGUUGCUUUGUGUGCCCGAUGCUCAGAAGACUCAUUUCUUGCAUCGAGUAAAGGUGAAGCUAAGUAGGCAGGAAACAGUUUACAGGAGAGGAGAUUGUUGAAAACCAUUAGGAAGAAGCCCCAUGUCACAUAACAUUGCUGCUAUCGGGAUCUAGGUCAGAAUUUUUUUCCCUUUUUUGUCCUCUGUAUCUGACAUGUAUAUUUACAUGUGACAGAUAAUAUAAACAUAUGUAAAGGUAAAAUAAUCAAGAACACAGUAUGAACUAAAGAACUAAAGGUAGCAGAGCAGAAUAAUAGACACUUUUAACCAAGUCCCCAACUCAAAAAAGGCCCCAGUGCCUAUCUGUAAUCACUUAUAUCCUAUGAAAUAUUUCAUUUGAAACUGGAACACCAAGAAGUUAUUUUGUAAUUGUACCCACCAAUUUACUAUUCAUGAUCAGAAUAGCAGUAUUACUUAGUAAUUUUUAAUGAUAUUUUAUUUAUUCAUUGACAAUUUUAUAUACUUAUAAAAUUUAUUUUGAUCAUCUCUACCCUAGUUCCCACUCUAUGCAGACAUUCCUUUAAUCUAGCUCCCUCCCACCUUCGUGUCCCUUUUAAAACCAUGAGCACUCGGAGUUAAUGAACUAUGAGUGCUGCCUAUAUCUGUACAAAGGUGUAGUGCUGACCCUGGAUAACCUGCCAAUGGCCAUUCUCUCAGCCCCAACCCUCACUGGCAGCCUUCAGCUUCCAGUAGUUUCUGAGCUAGAGAUGGGGUCUUGUAAACAGGUUUAAUCCAGGUACCCAUUGCUGUGAGUUCUUGGGCCCUGUGGCCAUGUCGUGUGCACGAGGCUGCAUUUUACAAUGCUUUUCCUGUCCCCUAGCCACUGCAUGUUUUCCACCCUCUUUUCUGCCCUGAAUGUCAAGGAGCAAUGUUUUUAUUUUUAACAUCUUGGCUUGUUCUACGGAACACUCUGAAGAUUCAUUUAGUCAGGAAACAUGAUGUUUAUGGUAUGGUCUCUUAGAUGUAAGUUUCUUCUUUUGGGGAGAAUAAUUUUGCGUUUAAAUAUGAAUCCUUUUUAAAAUGUAUGUUUUAAAAAUUAGUCUUAGUAGAUUUGUUCUAAACCUAGUUUAGAAGCUAUAUUUGCAGGAAGGUCUCCUUUGAUGCUAGCGUUUGCAGUUUUGAUACAGUGCAGUGAUUGCUGUUGUCUUUAGAAGACUGGGAGUUUUGUGGACUUUGAGUCACCCCAGAGCCAUUGGUGUCAGUGCAGUAGGCUGUUGUACAGUGAGUAAGUCUGAGUAGGCAAUAACACAGUAAGGCAAAUGGUUGGGCCCAGAUAAUAUUGUUUCCUUUUUCUUAUUAGGAAGUAGUUUGGUUUUAGGUGCUAAUUUAGAUUUAAAAUUGAGGCAUCCCUAAAAUGGAGUUCCAUUUGGAAAAUUUAAAAUAAGUCUCUGUCAACAUGAAGAUUAGAUUUUUAAAAAGUUAUACUGAAAAAUGAGAAGUUGUUUCUGUGAAAACAUAUGAGUCAUUUAAAACAUCAAGAGUUAAGUCAAGUAGAUGAUUGGGUAAGCAGACACUCAAUGUGUGAUUAAUGAAAUGAGGCAAUGUUGUUGCCUUUCUUUGAAGUUUUAUUAAAACCAAGAUUAGCAAUUUGUCACUUAGGAAAAUGAAAUAUCUUAGACAGUUUUUGAAAUAUUUAAAUAGGAAGGGUUUCUAAAGUGUUAUAAAAGGUGAGAGUUAGGACUGUUGUCAGAGUGUUUCAGUUCUGUCUUCAGUGUAGUGGCAGGAGAGCUUGUGGUAUGUCCUUGGAAACUGGUCCAAAUUUGAGGUAAAAAAUACAGAUUGAAACAUUAUCCUCUAAAGUUUUCUAACAUGAGACAAGAGAUACUUUGAGAUACCUCACAGAGUCCUUCCUAUCCAGGCCAAAAGGAGUCUAAAACACUGGAUCCAGCUGACAAUCACUUAUUUUUAGCUCUUGUUACUUAGCUUUUCUCCAUGUGUUCACUGCUGGAAAACUCUAUUAACAGUUAUUUUAUAUGGAGAUAAGUAUGUUUCCCAAAAGGCAUAAAUCUUAGAACUUAAAAGAAUUAAUGGGAGUGUGUUCGGCUAAGAAAGCUAAAAGCUUUGAUAAAUGAAUUGUAACAAUUAAUGUUUUACUUGCACUUUAAAAAAUUUAAUCACCUAUCCAAAGGAUCAAGGGUACUGUGGAAAUUUUUAUAAAUAGAUAUAAAUAUUUGUUCACUAAAACAAGUUUCACAGGCACUUGUCUAAUUUAGUAGUAAUGCCCUAGUUCUUUAUAGUGAAUAAUUACUAUUGACCAAUUUAAAAAAAAAAAAAUCUCAUUUCUUAUAGGUAUGGGCAUUUUGUCUGCAUGAAUGUAUGUACAUCAUGUGCAUGCUUGGGGCCUAUAGUGGCCAGAAAAGGGUGUCAUAGACCUGAACCUGAAGUCAUAGAUGAUUGCAAGCCACCACUGGGGUGCUGGGAAUUGAACCCAUGUCCUCUGCAAGACCAAUACUAACUGCCAAGCCAUCUCUAUAGCUCAAUGGUCACGUUUUAAAUGACCUGUUCAGUAAAGGAUUAAAACAUCCUUAAUCUUUAAGCCAAUUUUUUAUGACUAUAAAAACUUAUAAGCAGAAAGUAGGUUUUAGUUUUGUACCAGUGCAUUUGAUUUUGAGCUUAGAAAAUCCUUUAAUUGUGUUUUGAAAUACCUUUCGGCAAAAUUUUUUAGCAUUCAGGAAGCUGCUAUGAAUUCAAAGUCAGCCUGGACUAUAUAUAGUAAUUCCAGACUAGCCUGGACUAGAAUGAGACCCUGUCUCAAAUUAAAUAAAGAAGUGGUAAGUAAAUAUAAAAUUUUGAAAUUAGACAAUAUUUUUGGUAAGAUGAAAUACUUUCUGUCUAAAAAAAAAUCUUUUCUCACUGAAAUAGCUUAAAGUCGUUCAUAUUGUCUGCAUGUGGAAUUGUGCAUGUUGAUAACUGCGGGGCAGUGGGGUCUGUCCCUGCUCAUCAAGGCCCGCCGUGCUUGACCGGAUGAGCUAGGCUUUCUCCUAAUGAUCCGCCUCUAACCUCCCGCUGGAAAGUCUUCCUGCACUCCAGCCACAGACGGACCAAGGGCUCUCGCCUGCGUGGGAACCAUCACCUGCCCUCUCUCCCCUUGCCCUCUCCUCCCUUCGGCCCCGGGGCUUAGUGCUGCUCCAGGGCCCCCGUUCUGUUCUCAGCUCCUCCGAGGUAUCCAGUGUGGGAUGCCGGAAGCGGGAAACCUGGUGCCUAGGACUGACCCUUGUCCACCACCCUCCGAGCUGGGGUCAGUAGCUUCACACAGUCAGAUUACCCACCCGGGGCCGUAAGAAAAGUGUGCGGCAGCCUUCCGCGUCCACCCACCCAGAGCACCAGAACUCUGGCAGGACGCAGAGGUUUCUCCCACUCCCCUUUAUUCCCCCAGCGCCCACUGCCCCACAGAUAACAAUAUUAAUUCAAAAUAUAGUUAUCUUCUUAGCAAAGAAUCAGAAAGAAAGCUGUCUUAUUCUACCUGUUGGCAACUUAUGAAAACACAUUUGGUAGAGUCCCAAACACACAAAGAUCUACAGGCAACUAAGGAUGUCCAUUAACCCUAUGGUCAGCUCUAAAAACAUUCAUCGGAGGAGCAGUAUGAGACUGAGCAGGUGUUUCUUUGUGUAUCCGAGAGAUCUGCCUGCUUAUGCCUCCUCAGUGCAGGGUUUAAAGGCCUGCAUCAGCACCACCCAGCUUUUAAGCCCCAUCUUGUCUCUAUAGGUUUCAGGGCUCUUUUUGGUUCUCUUCUGUAAAUUUGCAGUGUUAUUGUUUGUUAGGUGCUUUCAUAUUCAAAUUGAAGUAGUCUUCCAUUCAGUACAUUUCCUUUAUUUCCUAGAACUUCUAGCUUAGAGAAACAACAACAACAACACUGAAUGUUCCUCAUUGCAUGUGAGGGAUAGGGAUAGAUAAAGCCGAGUUAUAGUUUGGUAGGUUUCCCUGUUUUUCCAAAUAAUUGGUAAUUGAAUGACUAUUAAACAUAAAGCCAGGUGAAUUCCAGGUGGCAGUUGUCCCCAAACACUUCCUAUUUUGAAUUUCUGUUUCCCCUUGUUUUGGUGAAGGUAUCUUUUCCUUGAAAACUGUGUAGUCUUAGAUGCUAGUUAGAGGGAUUUGUGUUUUGGAUCAAAUUUAUGUGCCACUUGUAGAAAAAAUUUCUUUAGGUCUCAUACCAAAGUAGGUUCCUCCAAGUGUGUUUGGGGUUUAUUUGAAUGUUUACAAGAACAUGAGGGGAAUAAGACAUUGGGUGCCUACACCUUCAUAAUGGCGCUGAUAAAAUUACUUCUCAGAAGGGGGUGGUGUAUGCUGUCUCACUCCCUAAGGCUAGUGCUCAUCUUGAAGAGAUCCUGAUACUUUCAGGAGAGGAGAGGGGAGGGGAGGGGAGGGGAGGGGAGGGGAGGGGAGCUUAUCAUGUUAAUAUGUUUAUAACUAAUGAUUGUAGAACUUGUAACCUGAAGGGAUUAGGUUCUGGUGAGCUAGAGAGGACACAGAGAAGUUUCACACUCAGGUUCUGGAGAUAGUAGCAAACACGUACUCUGAAAACAAGUAUCAUCAACAGAUGCUCAUGUGGGUGCUCUGCGAUAAAGUAAGAGGGUAUCUGGUAAUAGUCAGCUAGCCUCACCAAAGGAAAGGCUCAGGCCCCUGAAAGAACUCACCAACAUUACCCAAGGGGCCAGUGUGGGUGGUUGGACAUACAGGGGACCUGUUGAUACCUGAGGUGGUUCCUCUGAGGAAAGCAGAUCUUCCAUGGAGCCUCAUGGUUUGGAACCAAAACUGUUGGUGCAGAGUAGAGUUUUCAUCUCAAAGUGAGCAAAGUAGCUUAUUGUGAGCAGACAUGAGUAGACAUCACCAAGAAACACACAUUCAAGUCUCCACUCCAAAGUGGAUGUGGUUGCAUGGACUUUUAUUCUCCCAGAGCAAAUCAUAAAUCAAGGUAUCUCCCAAAUAUGUGGACGGGGUCAUAUCAACAUAGAUAAAUUGUGCUAUGGGUUUCAGAUGUCACUUAAUAACAUUCUUCAGAUCUAGCUUGUGCCUGUGCAUGAUUCCAAAGGUUUUACCUGAUGUUUGAAAGAAUGGUAAGUCAGACAGAGGUGCAGACAACAGAUGGCUGUUCAGGGAACUAGAGAGCUGAGAUAGUUUGGCUCUGGGUCUGCAGCAUUCCAACUCUGCAAUCACAAGGUUUACAUUGGUGGGUUAGUCUUGUUGUGACUUUUUCUGCACCACUUCAGUUCAUACCUCAUCUUGUUUUCUUUAGCAUUUGUAUCCUUGUACCUCAUGUUGCUGCCCCUACCCCCCAUUGCUUCUUUACUUCUAGGAUAUCCUUACUGUUCACCCUUUGGUCUCACUCACCAUAACUUGUUAUAAUCUGACCUUUGCCCUGGCAGAUCCAGUGGCUUGUGUGUCAGUCACUGUUGUUGAUCCCUGCGUGGUCUGGCCCUGAGGCUUGCUCUGUCUUGGUCUGCGUGUUCCUCUGCCCUGGGCUGCUGCUGUUCUUGCGCUCCUCGGUGUGCUGCUUGAGGACACCUUUAGCACCUGUUUGGGACACAGCUUCCCUCUAUAAUUGUUUCUUCAAGGGUGUGACAGUGUAUGACCUCAAAUGUUAGCUGUAAUAAAAGUGAGUCUACAAUUCGAUGUCUGUUCUCUCUCUUUAUUUUUCCUCGCAACCCAAACGCCAUUGUCCUCCAGCUGACUCAUCAUCUUCAUCUUAGACUCUGACUUUUGUCAAUCACUAUGUUCCUCUUAAUCACCCAAGUGUGGCCAACAUAAAAUUCAGUUCUCUACUCAGGGAAUUUUAAAGAAUUUUAAGAUGAUAGCUUUGAUAUAAACAAUAAAAUGGAGCAAUAACAGUAAGAGUAACUAUAAUUGGUUCAGUGGCUUAUAAACUUUGUCUUAAUGCCACGUUCCUGUGUCUAUGGUACUGGAGCCUCGUGCACACCAGAUGUGUACUUCCCCCACCAUGCUAUUUCCCCAGCCCCAGAAUUACCCUUUAAAGACAGGAAAGUGGGGACUAAAGGCACAGUUUGUGGCAGGGUGCUUGCAUAGCAUGCAUGAGACCCUGGGCUCAAUUUCCAGGGUUUAAAAAAAAAGAGCAGAUACUUGUUGAAGGUUUUAGUGUAGUUCUCAUUGGGCUCAGAACACUACAGUUGAGUGGAAGAGGAGGUGCAUUGUAUCCGCUCCUGCCCAGCAUCCUCAAGCACCCUGCAGUCUGGCUUAUGCCCACAGUCCUAGUACUCAGAGGUGGAGAAGAGAGGAUUGUCUGGGGCGAUACUGUUUAGCUGUUCUUACCUAACAUCCCUGCUCCCUCCCUAACUCAAAAGAUUUCAACUUCAAAGUCCAGCUCCACUUUCACUUUCCUUUGUCUGCUUCCGCUGUGGUUAAAGCAUCCUUCUACCAGGGACUUUAAAGGAGAUGUGGACCCCCUGCCCUGGCUCUUAGUGCUCCUUAGGGGGAACCAGCAGAACUGGCUCCUGUGAAAUGCAGACUGCUGGGUGCUAGGCUUUGGUGCUGCCCCUCAUCUGAUGUCUGAUGUUGCCUAGUUAGCACCACAAACAUCCAUUUCAUUAGACACUUUCACAUGCAUUGUGUUUUAGAAAACAGCCAAAACUAUGGUUAGGUCAGUAAUUAUUUGGAAAGGCACCUGUAAAGUUCGUUCAGUAGAAUGGAACUGUGCUUAUUUUCUUCUCGCCUUAGCUCCAUUUGACAGUGAAUUAAACAAAAUUAAGAGAUGGUGUCAGGUAUGGCAGCACACACAUUAGUCCCAGCACUUGGGAGGCAAAGGCCAGCCAGAGUUAACAUGGAGAGGCCCUGUCUCCAAAGCUAACUAACUAACUAAUUAAUUAAUUAAAAUUUAAAAAUUUAGUUAGGAGGCAAAGAAAAAGAAGAGAAACAUUAGCUUUUGCCUUUACUAUAACACGCUUUUCAGUGGGCAGAACAGCAUCCUACUGUACAUUUCCAUCGUCAUACUUUACCAACAGCCACAGUUAGCUUCUACCUUAUAUAAAAUAGUGCUGUCAACAUUGUAUAAUAAUAAAAAUAGAUGUAAUAUUGGUGAAAAUAUUGACUUUUUGUUAUCACUAGAGAAAUUUAGUUUUUAAGGGGUAAACAUUAGCACAGAUUUCCUUGGUUAGCUUUUCUCUUUUUAAGAGCUCAAUACUCCAAAGCAGCUUCAUGAAGCAUUAUAAAUUAUUCAAACUCUAAAGAAACAAUAUAGUCAAUUAUAAUUUAAUGCAUAUUACAGCAUACUUAGAUUAAAUGAUCCAUUAUAGUUACCUGCAUUUGUACUUUUUAUAGUGCAUUUGGGUCCAUUACACAUUCAAAAUGUACUGUGUAUAUUGUGUAUUUUAAAUUAUAGAGAUUUGUCAUUCUUGUGACUCUGCCUUUGUGGUUUGUGAUUACCAUGUAUAUAACUUACUGGAUGUCAAUCAAUGUUAAGAAUCUAGCUACUAGAAGGCUGGCUGAUGUCUUAGUUGAAGCGCCUAACACACAAGCAUGAAAGACCUGAGUUCAGACCCCCAGCACCCACAUUGAAAGUUAGUCUUUUACCCUAGAGCUAGGAGUGCAGGGGUUGGAAACAUGAGGAUUCUAGAGCUUGUUGGCCAGCCAGCCAAGCCAGUGUAGAAGUAUUGAGUUCAGGGAGAGACACUGUCUCAAAAAAUAAGGUGAGGAGUGUUGUGUGACUAAUCUUUCUGGGGAAACUCUACACACUCAACCUACACACCCCAGAUAGGGAGCUCAUGACAGAGCAGAGUACAGCCGCUACCAGAGAACAUCUUCAUCGCUCAUUGGUUACUUAGCAGAAUAGGUGAAAGGUUGCUUAUAGGAGCAGAAAUGAUCAAAGACAGAUACAUCACCAAAGCACACCUCAGCACAGGUGACAGCUCACAAAAAACUGGAACCUGGAGCACACUGUGCAGCUUACAGGUAGCUCAGUAGGUUGAGUGUCCUUUCCAAGUGACUCAGUUGGUUUAAACCUCUUCCAGGCAAGUGGGCUUGUCUCUUCUUCGUCCAAGCAGCUGAUCUGGUCUCGUUCUCUUUUUUGCCCCUUUGCCUGUCUGAGAGUGACCUUAGCAGUUGUUAUGGUUUAUCCUUGAGAGGGAGGGCCCUAGUAAAUCUGGUCAGUUUCAGGGACUUCCUGAAGAGUUUUGAGAUGUUUCCCUUCUGGUUCAAGGAACUUUUCUGCUGGGGUAUAUUGUUUAAUCUCUGAGGAAAUGGCUAGACAACAUUGUGUAAUAUAAGAAGACUCCUAAUUGCUGGGCCGUGGUGGCACACGCCUUUAGUCCCAGCACUUGGGAGGCAGAGGCAGGUAGAUUUCUGAGUUCGAGGCCAGCCUGGUCUACAGAGUGAGUUCCAGGACAGCCAGGGCUAUACAGAGAAACCCUGUCUCAAAACAAACAAACAAACAAACAAACAAACAAACAAAAAAAGACACCUAAUGUCAAUGUCCCCCGCCACCCACCCACCCACACACAUACGUUUGCACACCUUUAAUUCCAGUACUCAGGAGGCAGAGGCAGGUGUUUCUUAGUGACUUCCAGGCUAGCCUGGUCUAUAGAGUGAGUUCUAGGCCCAUUACACAGAGGAACACUGUCUCAAACAAAUAAAACUCAAAACACAAAAAGAAUAUGGCUGUUAAAUCAAAACAUAUUUUUUUAAGUAUGAUGUCUUACUGUUCUUGUGAACAUGGACAAGUAAUUCAAUUGUGCUUUGGCUUUAGGUUCUUCACCUCAGAAGUGAGAAGCAAAGUACUGUUCUAUUAUGAAAAUGAAAUGACAUUGUAUGAUGUGUAUAAAUGCCAUUUGUAAAUUGUAAAUGGUCUUACAAAUACAAAGUACUUCUUUAUGAAAUCAUAAAAGAGAUCUCUAGACCCUUAAUAGUGACAAAUUCUAGUUUUAUAUACCCCUAAUGCUUAAGUAAGUUAGCUUUCAUUUACAUCUUUGUUAAAUGAAUUACUAUAGCAAUUAUCUAUUAUAUGUUGUAUAGCAAUUAUUUAUUAUGUUUUAUACAUGUUCUCAGGAUUGUGUACAAUGUGCUGUUGCAAUCAACUUUGUAGGGGAAAGGUCCCAGUAUGCCAUUUUUGGUUUUGGAUGCUCUGAUUGUCCGUCCCCCCCCCCCGUCCCCCCCAGCCGAUUCUGUGCCUCCAGUGUGCUGUCCCUGAACACAGUAGGGAAGAUACAUAUGUAACUUGCAGCAGCUGAUUCCAGUGCAUACUGAACUGAGUGAUGUGCAGUCAGUCUCAGGUGGAUGGGUGCACAGACUCAGGUGGAUGGGUGCACAGACUCAGGUGGGCAGGCGCACAGACUCAGAUGGGCAGGUGCAGACUCAGAUGGGCAGGCCCACAGACUCAGAUGGGCAGGUGCAGACUCAGGUGGGCAGGCGCACAGACUCAGAUGGGCAGGUGCAGACUCAGGUGGGCAGGCGCACAGACUCAGAUGGGCAGGUGCAGACUCAGAUGGGCAGGCCCACAGACUCAGAUGGGCAGGUGCAGACUCAGAUGGGCAGGCGCACAGACUCAGAUGGGCAGGUGCAGACUCAGAUGGGCAGGCCCACAGACUCAGAUGGGCAGGCCCACAGACUCAGAUGGGCAGGCCCACAGACUCAGAUGGGCAGGUGCAGACACAGGUGGGCAGGCGCACAGACUCAGAUGGGCAGGUGCAGACUCAGAUGGGCAGGUGCAGACUCAGAUGGGCAGGUGCAGACUCAGGUGGGCAGGCGCACAGACUCAGAUGGGCAGGUGCAGACUCAGGUGGGCAGGCGCACAGAUUCAGAUGGGCAGGUGCAGACUCAGGUGGGCAGGUGCAGACUCAGGUGGGCAGGCGCACAGAUUCAGAUGGGCAGGCGCGCAGACUCAGGUGGGCAGGCGCGCAGACUCAGGUGGGCAGGCGCGCAGACUCAGGUGGGCAGACGCACAGACUCAGGUGGGCAGGCGCGCAGACUCAGGUGGGCAGGCGCGCAGACUCAGGUGGGCAGGCGCGCAGACUCAGAUGGGCAGGUGCACAGACUCGGAUGGGCAAACGCACAGACUCAGAUGGGCAGGCGCACACUCAGGUGGGCAGGUGCAGACUCAGGUGGGCAGACGCACAGACUCAGGUGGGCAGGCGCGCAGACUCAGGUGGGCAGGCGCACAGACUCAGGUGGAUGGGUGUACAGACUCAGAUGGGUAGUUGCACAGUCUAAACAAGGAGGCUCAGUCUUAACUGCUCACAACAGCUUGGGAUUGCGGCUCAGGCUCAGGUUUUACUUCUGACUCUGAACUUAAAUCUUCGCUCUCAGGAAGUAAAACUUAAGCUUUAGUGUUUGGUCAGUAAAUAAAGUUGACAGGGUAGAAGACUCUGUCUUAAUACAGAUAAACAAAACAGUUCCUAACCAGCACACAGUUUCAGAGGAAAAGUUCAUCUUUGAAAGAUUAAAGGCGGUUACCAACUCCUGCAUGACUCUGAUCAUAUGGCAAAAUGAGUUUUAUAUAUUUGUUU
Molecule: messenger RNA, 12484 nt
Organism: Mus musculus (house mouse)
Lineage: Eukaryota; Metazoa; Chordata; Mammalia; Rodentia; Muridae
Product: predicted gene, 32234
Exons: 2
Coding region: 11278-12258 (326 amino acids)
Source: RefSeq, a predicted model, not a curated record